This is a messenger RNA of Linnemannia hyalina, 570 nucleotides long. NCBI's taxonomy places the organism in Eukaryota, Fungi, Mortierellomycota, Mortierellomycetes, Mortierellales, Mortierellaceae. The record is from the annotation of a GenBank genome assembly.
AUGAUCCUCAAGGCCAAUUCCGGCAUUGCAGUAGCACAAGCGGAGCUAGGCGACAUGUACUGUGAUAACACUGGAGGCGUCGAACAGGAUUACAGAUUAGCCAUGGAAUGGUACCAAAAAGUCGCUGCUCAAGACAACAACGCAAAAGCCCAACUCAAGAUCGGAUACCUCUUCCACUCAGGUUUUGGCGUGCCACAAGACGAUGCCCCACCCUUUGAAUGCCACCUCACGUCCGCGGAACAAAGCAAUGCCAUGGCGCAUAUCAAGUGGAUGUUGAAGGCGACCGGGCGAGGGUUGGUCGAGGCUGAGUGCAUGACGGAGGUGACCUACAAGUCUGAAGGGUGUGCUGAUAUGAACUUCGACAGGAUAAUGAAUUGGAGCCUGAAGGCGGCCGAGAAGAACGUCCCUCCGGCCCUAGGUAAUAUUGGAGAUAUGUACCUUUUUGGUGAGGGCGUACCUAAGGAUGAUGUGAGGGCAAGUGAGGGGUACCGGAUGGCGGCCGAACAAGGCUAUACGAGCGCCCAGUUCAGUCUUGGGAAUCCCUACAAGGACGGUGACGGUGUCCCCUAG